Messenger RNA from Clupea harengus (Atlantic herring), 1761 nucleotides. Its product is annotated as interferon-induced protein 44-like. The record is from RefSeq and is a predicted model, not a curated record. Gene Ontology annotation, biological process: immune response. Lineage: Eukaryota; Metazoa; Chordata; Actinopteri; Clupeiformes; Clupeidae. Bases 416 to 1120 code for a protein of 234 amino acids. The transcript has 4 exons.
AGCUGUUAGGAAUAGGCUUAGGAGGGGGGUUGGGUGUCUGGCCCUUCUCCUUGUUCUGCUUUGCGUACGGACACCGGAGGCGAUGCAUCAAUGGCAUAAAAUGCCUCAGGACCUGUCUCAGAGUAUGGUGGCCCAUGCUGAGGCCCCAUCUGUCCCCAUACUGGUCCCAAAGAGGGGUUUCUGAUCUGUCUGUUUUCAACAGCUCCGGGCCUUCAUCCUCUGCCCCGUCUUACUCUCCACACGUGUCCCCUCUCACGGGGUUGAUAGUGGUAUCUAUCGUGCUCUGGGGGAUUUCUAAUUCUAGGGCUUCUAACACAUAGUCAAGUGUGAAAUAUCAGGGGGAUCACUUGAACUCCUAAGCAGUUUGUUUGUUUACUGGCCUCUACUAUUCUCUAGCACCGCGAGCAGAAACAGGAUGGAGAACAAACUGAGAGAGUUCUGUCUGCCGAAACCCGACCUCAAGCACCUGCGUAUCCUGCUGCACGGCCCAGUGGGCACUGGAAAGAGCUCCUUCAUCAACUCCAUCAAUAAUGUCUUCCAGGGCAUGCAAGGGGCACUGGUUACUACAGAUUCUGCCUUUAGUUUCACCAAAAAGGUGAGUGGAAGCCGGAUGUGGUAUCACAAUACUCCACAGUACUAUAUUAAAUGUACAUUGUCAUUCUUUUCUGCUGUGAUAUUCAAUCCUGAUUCUCCGCUGUCUGUGGGCGAUGCUGACUACAUCACCAGCCCCACUCUGAAUGACCAGGUGCACUGUUUGGUCAGUGUGAUCCCAAUGGACAAGAUCUCCAUAAUGGACGAUGACGUCCUGAACAAGAUGCAAGCUAUCAGAGAGGCUAUAUUCAUGACAAUGGUGGAUAAAGCUUGCCCAGUGGUGAUGAAAGAUUUGAGGAAGAUCUACUUCAGCAAGAAGAUCAAAGAAAUGGUAUGUCUAUUUGUGUGUUUGUGUGUGUGUUUUCAGAUGCAAAGGUGCAGUAACAGACUUGGUGUCCCCAUGAACUGCAUCUUCCCAGUGAAAAACUACCAUGAGAAGACAGACUUGGAUCAGGAGAUGGACUGUCUCAUCUUAACUGCUUUGAGACAGAUUGUUCAUUUUGCUCAUGAAUGCAUAGAUUCUAGAUAAUGAAUGUGAACUAUGAAGGUCAAUGUUGGUGGGAGUUACGUCUUCAAAUAUGAAUCUCUUGAUGAAUCAAAUAUGAGAGGGGGGGUAGAAGGGGAGGGGAAACAAUCAGGUACAUAGCAGAAGACAUCAUUCAUGUAGCAUGAUGAGCAUGCUAGCAUACAUGUGAUAAAGGUACACAGUGUACAGUCUAGACUAGGAGGGGAACAAAGAAAGAGUUGACAAUAUCAGACAAUCAGUCUCAGCGGAUUUUAGUUAGGAUAGAAAGGGUGGCAGGGUACACAGCAGUGGCCAACUGGCUGGCGACAGCCACAGGCCAUUGGUCACAUUGUAUUACAGUUGAAACAAUAAACAAUAUUCUAUAUAAAUUGUUUGUGUGUGUAUGUGUUUAUAUUUCUGUUGAUAUUGUUGACAUUAUUACAUCCAUUUCUUGACCAGUAAUAUUCUUCUCUUUUAAGAAUCUCUGAUUCUCACUGACAGAAUGUGCGUGCGCACAGCCGCGCACACACACACACACACAGACACACACACACACAACCUGAUACUUUACUCCUUUACCUAACCACACAUAUAGACACAUGCACGCACUCACUGUCUCACAUUCUCUUACUUUCAUUCAGUAGGAGAUAACAUUCAAAUCAUAC